Molecule: messenger RNA, 1703 nt
Organism: Aethina tumida (small hive beetle)
Lineage: Eukaryota; Metazoa; Arthropoda; Insecta; Coleoptera; Nitidulidae
Exons: 1
Coding region: 87-1577 (496 amino acids)
Source: RefSeq, a predicted model, not a curated record
CUAUUAAUAAACCUAACCUGUGUGCACGUUGAAUUUUAUUUGUUAACUGUAAAAUUUGUGAUUUUUGUGAAGUCUUUCUGCCAAAUAUGAAUACCACCGCAUAUAGAGUUACCAAAAGCUUCUCAACAUUGGAAGUAAUUAGUUUGUUGGAUAUGGUAUUGAAAAAUAUAAAAACCAUCGAGAAUAAGUCAAACGAUCCAACCGUAUUAAAAGAGAAGGAAAAAGCGUGGAAAAAGAUAACAGAAGUGUAUAAUUCAUUAAUUUCCUUUAAGAGGGAAACGAAAGAGUUGAAAUUAAAGUACAAUAAAAUCAGAUAUCGAUUAAAAAAGAAGCUGCUAAACAGGACGGACCCCACGACAAUAAUGGUAACUGAGCAUGAACAAAGAUUACUGCAGGGUUUGCUAAGAUUGGGACAAUUGGGGUUGAUAACUGGGACGUCAUAUUCAAACCAACCGGGGGACAUCAAGAGGAAGAGGAGCCAAUCAACUUCAGAAGAACCAGCAAGCAAAAUCAAGGAUGGGGUACAAAAUGAUGGAGAAGGGAGUGAUGAACACAUGGAGACACAUUUAGAACCGUCAAACGAUGGUACCAGAGGUGAACCCAUUGAGUCAAACGAAACUAGACAAUCGACACCAGAUAAUGAUGAUAUAUUUGUUGAUUCCGAUUCCUCUUAUGAAGACUCAUCAGAUGGCUCAUUUUGUGAUUUGGUCGAGUUCCAUUUCCGAUUGCCAAUAGAAAUUCAAGAAGGGGCGACACAAAAUUGUGAAGGUAACGAUAGAAGUCCAGAUGCCAUUCCUGGUACUUCUAGAGAUGUACAUUUUGAUUCACGUUUUGACAUGCCUGGUAGUUCUAGAGAUGUACAAUUUGAUUCACACUUCGCCCUGCCUGUUAUUUCUAGAGAUGAACCAUUUGAUCCACGUUUUAGCAGGCCUGGUACUUCUAGAGAUGGAGAAUUUGAUCCACGUUUUGGCAGGCCUGGUACUUCUAGAGAUGUACAAUUUGAUUCACGUUUUGCCAUGCCUGGUACUUCUAGAGAUGUACAAUUUGAUUCACAUUUAGCAAUAGCUGGUACUUCUAGAGAUUCACACUUAGCCAUUCCUGGUACUUCCAGAGAUGUACAAUUUCAUUCAUGUUUAUCCGUUCCGGGUACUUCUAGAGAUGUACAAUUUGAUUCACAUUUAGCCAUUCCUGGUACUUCUAAAGACGAUUCAUACUUAGCCAUUCCUGGUACUUCUAGAGAUGUACAAUUUCAUUCACGUCUAUCCGUUCCUGGUACUUCUAGAGAUGGACAUUUUGAUUCACGUUUAGCCGUUCCUGGUACUUCUAGAGAUGCACAAUUUGAGGAUAGAGAUGAAGGUUGGCAAACUAUUGUAGAUCCCACCAAAAGAAGGUUGAAUCCACUGCCAUAUUGUUCUAGAGUGGUGCCACGUACACAAACAGUUAUAAUAGAGUCGAUACGAACCAUAGAAGAGUCUGAAGAACCUAAACAUGCUGUUCAUUCUAAUGUUGAUAAUAUUGCCUCACGUUUAAGGGCGGCCAGGUUGGAAAAUGAAAUGAGAAGAGGAAUGAGGAACUAAUUGGGAAGAAAGUAGACCUCCAAAGGACGAUGAAAGAGUUGUUUUUAAAUUAUAAAAUGACAAUUACUUAAUUAAGUAAUAUAACAUUAUAUUCUGUAAUUAAAAACAAUAAAUUUUUUAAAAAAA